Oreochromis niloticus (Nile tilapia) is the source of this 1308-nucleotide messenger RNA. RefSeq lists its product as uncharacterized. NCBI's taxonomy places the organism in Eukaryota, Metazoa, Chordata, Actinopteri, Cichliformes, Cichlidae. The coding region runs from base 148 to 1077 and encodes 309 amino acids. The transcript is spliced from 8 exons. The record is from RefSeq and is a predicted model, not a curated record.
UUUAACCAGCAAGCCAGCGUCUACCGCUGUAUCGCACCAGAAGCUCGGGAGGAAAUAAUCCAACGAAAGAACCCGGCUUCUCUUUAUACAGUACAGUCGUCGCUUAGCGGUCCUGCUGAGGAGCGGUCUCCAAGUACAGUCGAAGUCAUGUGUGAAGCUUUAUUGAAGCUUUAUUUAAACGGGUUGCUGUUCCCAUACCAGUUGGGAAGUAAAAGAAGAAGGAAAGUACCAGAAACUCAAGCAAGACAAGCUGUGCCAACAGGAAUCCAAAGGAGCGUUCCAGGACAGGAGCAGGUGGAGAAGCGUUACGAUCCACUAGAUUCUACCCUAAAGUUCGUCAACAGGCCAGAUGAUCUGAAUCCACUGUGUGAUGACUCUCUCAGAGCAGAGAUGUCCUGUGGCCACGCUGUCACUCCUGAAUCUCUGACGCGAUGGUGUCGCUCCCUGCUGGAUCAGGGAAAUUACAAGUUCAGAUGUCCGGCUUUAGUGGAGGGAACCAAGCAGUGUAAUAAAGAGUGGUCGUACCAGGAGGUGCGCAGACUGGCUGAUCUGACUGUGGAGGAAAUGCAGCACUUUGAAGAGAGCAUGGCCCGUCUGGCUCUUGCAGACCACUGCGAGGUUCAGGAAUGUUCACAGUGCAAAACAAGCGUGGAGAGGAUGGAUCUGUCUAACCUGUGUGUCCAGUGUGUCGUAUGCACAGCUGUUCAAAAGAAGAAAUUCUACUUCUGCUGGCAGUGUCUGAAACCAUGGAAGGGUUCAGGCCCUCGAUCUGACCGCUGUGACAAUGACGGCUGUGAGAACAAGGACCUGCAACUUCUGCAGACAUGUAAAACCAUCAGUCUGCCUGACGUAAAGGACGUCACCAGCUGCCCCGCCAUCAGACUCUGUCCUACAUGUGGCCUGAGGGUGGAACAUAACAGAAAACACUGCAAAAAUAUCAAAUGUCCUCGCUGCAAGAUGGAGUUCUGUUUUGUCUGCCUGAAACUGAAGCGUGAAUGUUCCAGUUCACCAUACACAAUGUGCCCCAGUGGGGUCGCGCCAAGGCAGACCUCCAUCCCUGUGUGGAGGAAAACUUAAAAACAAGAAUGAAGUGUAUGUGUAACUCGGGUUCUUUCGUCUAUUGGUUUCUCUGUCUUCCUUUUUCAUUAUUGGACUUAACUGGGCUGGCUUUGGAUGAGCUUGCUUAAAAAAGGAAGUUCUAGAGGUCAGGUUGUCUUUGAAUACAGUUUUUAACCAUCAAUAUUUUUAGUAACCUUUCUUAAACUGAGGCAAAAGAUGGACGGGUUAGUAUCGCUUUGAUUUUCUUGA